ACAGGCUCUAUGGAUGUUGUUCCUACUAUUUGCUAGUUGGAUUGCUUUUGUUAUGUUUGAGGACACACAGCAGGGCCUCACGGUCUUUACUUCUUACGGUGCAACUCUUUAUCAGAUGUUUAUUUUGUUCACAACAUCCAACAAUCCUGAUGUCUGGAUUCCUGCAUACAAGUCUUCUCGCUGGUCUGCGGUGUUCUUCGUGCUCUACGUGCUAAUUGGUGUCUACUUUGUCACAAACUUGAUUCUUGCCGUCGUUUAUGACAGUUUCAAAGAACAGCUCGCAAAACAAGUAUCUGGAAUGGAUCAAAUGAAGAAAAGAAUGCUGGAGAAAGCCUUUGGUCUUAUAGACUCAGAUAAAAACGGGGAGAUUGAUAAGGACCAAUGCAUUAAGCNGCUUCUAUCACCGACUUUGCCGAAGAUAUCAAAAGAAGAAUUCGGAUUGAUUUUUGAUGAGCUUGAUGAUACUCGUGACUUUAAGAUAAACAAGGAUGAGUUUGCUGACCUUUGCCAGGCCAUUGCUCUAAGAUUCCAAAAGGAGGAAGUACCAUCUCUUUUUGAAAACUUUCCACAAAUUUACCAUUCGGCCUUAUCACAACAACUGAGAGCCUUUGUUCGAAGCCCCAACUUUGGCUACGCUAUUUCUUUCAUCCUCGUUCUCAAUUUGAUUGCUGUCGUUGUUGAAACAACGCUUGAUAUCGAAGAAAGCUCGGCUCAGAAGCCAUGGCAGGUUGGAUAUAUGUGUUAG
Messenger RNA from Camelina sativa (false flax), 745 nucleotides. The record is from RefSeq and is a predicted model, not a curated record. Lineage: Eukaryota; Viridiplantae; Streptophyta; Magnoliopsida; Brassicales; Brassicaceae.